This is a messenger RNA of Coffea eugenioides, 366 nucleotides long. RefSeq names its product protein MAINTENANCE OF PSII UNDER HIGH LIGHT 1-like. The transcript has a single exon. NCBI's taxonomy places the organism in Eukaryota, Viridiplantae, Streptophyta, Magnoliopsida, Gentianales, Rubiaceae. The annotation marks the transcript as partial. Gene Ontology annotation, biological process: regulation of protein complex stability. The record is from RefSeq and is a predicted model, not a curated record. Gene Ontology annotation, cellular component: chloroplast thylakoid membrane.
CCUGCAGUUUAUGUGGCAGAAAGUGCAAUUAGUUCAGGAACUGCAGGUUCCUCUGCUGAUGGAUCAGAAAAUACUAUCCUAGUUGCAGGUGGCCUUGCUUUGAUCUCCAUUGCUGCUGCAUCCGCAAUACUCCUUCAAGUUGGCAAGAACCCUCCUCCAAUCCAGACAGUGGAAUACUCUGGACCAUCACUUAGUUACUAUAUCAACAAGUUUAAGCCAACCGAAAUCAUGGAAGCUGCGGCUCCCCUCGUGACAGUAACAUCCACUUCGUUGCAAUCAGAAAGCUCCAACAUUGAAGUUCCCCAAGUUCGGGUUCUAUCGGAAUCUCUGCAGGACACUUCCAUAUCAAGUUCCAACAUCUCUUAG